AAAAAUUAUAAAAAAACAACAUUCUCGGUUGUUUUUUUUCUUGUCUUAUAUUUAGUUUAUAAUAUUAUCAAAAUAAAUUAACGCUGGUAAAAAAUCUAAUCCAAUUAUUACUGUUAAGUUGAGUGAGGAAGUACCGAAGACAUGGAAGAAAAUGUAGAAGUCCCCUCGCCAGUGUCGAGUAUUCCUCUAGAAAAUUUUCCGUUUUCCCAAAUAGUUGAAGAUGGACCUAGGGUUUGUCCACUCUGCUCAUCAGAAGUAAGAUAUUUCUUCAUCCAUAUGAAUGAAAAGUUGUUGAUGUGCGAAAAUACUGAAUGUGAUUUCCCAUUUGGUUAUGAAGAACUUCAGUUUACGCGAGUAGAACAAGGUGAAGAAAUUAUUGAUACUGUUUCUAAUUCUAUACCAUCACAUAAGCAAAUAUCACCAGCAAGUUCAGCUGUAUCUUCCUCAUGCAUGUCUGACAUUGACAAACUUAAUAGAGUCGCUGAUGAGACUCUAAUAGAACCCAAAAUGCUGAGUAAUCCAAAAAAGGUAAACAAAAAGAUCAUAUCACAUCGUGAAAGUGAGAAACAAAUAAAGAAAAAUGUUGAGGACCUGAAAGAACUUACCCUGGAGCUUAAUGAUAUGACAUCAACAAGAAAAACUAUUCGUAAUCAAAAAUGGAUUAAAAAUUUAAUGAACUUACAAGACCAUUCAGGAUUCAAGUUACUGAAACCGGAGGAGCUAAAGAAGUUCAGUAAAACUGAGGAUGUCAAAAAUGAACUUAAGAUUGAUAUAGAGGCAGGCAGCAGUGGUUGUGUAUCAUCAAUUAAAAUAGAGCUUGCAAAUCAAGGUGAAGAUGCUAGUACAAGUGGAGUCACUUAAGCUGUCUUAAAAUUGUUGUAAAAUACAUGGCUUAAAUAUUUGUACAAGUCAACUAGUGACAAAAUAAGGUAAUUGCGUUAAUUCAAAUGUCUUUACUUUUACUUACACACUUGAGUAUAUGUAAGUCAAAUUCAGAGUAUACCAAAAUGAGGUUCAAACAACAUAAUAUACUAAUAUUAAAUCUCAGUUCUUCACAUAAGGGAAAAAAGAAAUGCUUUCUUGAAAAUAUUUCUGACAUGAUCCACUGUACACAAUUGAGUUAAACUCUUGAUUGUAAAAGUAUAAGCUUUAAUGCAAUUUUACAAUAAGAUUUUCUUGGUUAUUUAUUAAUAUUUUGGAAUGCAAUGAAAAAUAUGUGUACAAUAUGUGUAGGGUUUGCUAUAUAUAUGUGGCAUUUUAGGUUGCAUUUCAGUUUACAAUGUUCAGUGUUCUGGUCAUGUCAUACUCUUAAGGCAAAACACACUCACAAGAUGGAAAAAUCAAUGUUAAAAUGAGAAUUGUUGAUGUGUGAGAAGAGCAACUGCUAAGUUACUUGCCAGCUUCUGCUCAGUAGAAUCGGACUUCUUAACCAGUAGUUGAAAUAGCUAAAACGAAACUAAGUUAUUUGUCUGACAUAAAUCUGUUUUGUUACACCUAUAUUCACUCUAUACAUCUUGGCCUAUGAUUUUGAACAUUUAAUACAUGUUUCUUUCAUUAUUGAAAAUAAUUCUUCAGCAUUUUAUUAGAAUUUAGGAUGUUUCAAAAUCGGCUUUUUUGUGAGUGCUUCGAAAAAAUCCUAUAUGAUAAAGUUGUUCCCCUUUGAAAAUUCUAAAAAGUCUUAUCUUUUAAGGUUUUCUUAUACGCGGACAAAGUCGCGAGGGACCGUCAGUAUAAAUAUAGAGCUGGAUCUCCACAGUGAGGCAAACUUAUAGUGAAACUAGCUUCGCUCCACUGUGUUACUUUGCUAGGAUGUUACUGUAGUUUCUUGGGACUUUGACGUGUAUCUAGGAUCAAAAGUAGUAUGUACUCUCCAUCCAUUCAACUAACUCUAUGCCAAAAAUCAAGUCAAUUAAUUGCAUUAAUAAGUAAGGACGCGAAGGACAAAUAAACAUACUUAUAAUAUUUAUAUGGAUUAAAAUUUAUUAUUGAAUGCAGCACAACGCAUAAUGGUUUGUGAGACUUUAACUGAAAUGUCAGAAUGUGACAGAACAGUGUGUCAAAAUCUAAUGCGUGUGGCAGCACUUUUAAUAAAGGGUAUAGGGCAUAAAGAACCUGUAGGGCUAGUACAGGCAGGAGAAGAAAUUAUAUCUCCUGACAAGGGAUAUAAUUAACGUGACCACCUGCUAAGGCAUGGGAACAUGGAAUAGAAGUUUACCCCCGUUUAUAGUACACAUGUAUGACUUGGAUAUUAUUUCUCUCUGAGAGAUGAUAAAGCUAUGUGUAGAUAAGUUUAUUGUUUAAUUUUUUAUAAACCACCUUAGAUAUUUAUUUAGUUACUUGUUUUAAACACAUCAAGGCUGAAAAUAGUUUUAGUUUGAUUAGAUUAUUAUAUUUUUAGUUGAAAUAAUAUUAUGUUACGAUAUGACAGUGUAUGUCUUUUAUUAUUUUAUUAUUAUUGCUUACUAUAAGUGGAAACUAUCUUUACCCUGCUAAAGUCUACGAUAAAGGCACUGGUCGACUUCUACGCGCGUAUGAAAUAGCUUAUUUUAAAAAUAAAACCGGUUUGUUGACUCGAAGGGUUCUGUACCAUUGUUUAUGACAACAACAAAAACAAAACAUACCUGUUAUAAUUAGUAUUUGUUUUUUUAGCGGCAAUACUCUGCAUCAUCUGUUAAAAUUUUAACUGUCUAACUAUCACGGUUCAUGAGAUACACCCUGGUGGCGGACAGACAGACAGACAGAACGACGGACGGAAAGUGGAGUCUUAGUAAUAAAGGAUUUUUACCGUUUAGGUACGGAACCCUAACAAAUACUUUUUGAUUUUUUACUUUUAACUGAAUUGUAUGCUUACAGUAGGUACAUUAUGCAAAUUGGAAAUUGGCAUAUGUUAAGUUUUAAUAUUUAUUUAUUUACUAUAAUGGUGUCUUAACUACAAAAAUGUGCUAUGAGUUUGUAUUAUAGUGAUGAAAACUUUUUAACAUACGUUUAGCCCGUAAAAAGUGAAACAAGCGAGCGAGUGGUUGCCAUCUUGAUGCCAAUUAAAGUGGAUCUUCCACAACGCGCGAAAAAGCUUCGGUUACUGUUUGCCCCCGAUGCUUCUAUUUUAUAUCUAUAUUAAAUUGUAAAUUAUUUAGUAAUAUUGGAUGUAUUUUUCUCAUAAAUCUAGUCUAAAAUGAAAAUAAAUGGUGUCAA
Pararge aegeria (speckled wood butterfly) is the source of this 3192-nucleotide messenger RNA. RefSeq lists its product as uncharacterized. NCBI's taxonomy places the organism in Eukaryota, Metazoa, Arthropoda, Insecta, Lepidoptera, Nymphalidae. The record is from RefSeq and is a predicted model, not a curated record. The transcript has 3 exons. Bases 142 to 861 code for a protein of 239 amino acids.